Messenger RNA from Gigantopelta aegis, 1426 nucleotides. RefSeq names its product kelch domain-containing protein 9-like. The record is from RefSeq and is a predicted model, not a curated record. Lineage: Eukaryota; Metazoa; Mollusca; Gastropoda; Neomphalida; Peltospiridae. The coding region runs from base 327 to 1370 and encodes 347 amino acids. The transcript has 3 exons. Gene Ontology annotation, molecular function: cyclin binding.
CAUGUCUUCCUUGUUUAGAAACUGAGUGGCGUCGUUCGCAACAUAUUUUUCGUUUCACAAAAUCACAAUCCCAAAUGUAACAAUUGAUUUGUGGAUACGAAUUAUGUCAUACUUUUGGUUAUAACAACUUUAAUGGGUUUUUUCUUUUCUUUUUCUUUUUAAAUUGAUGAAUGACUCCAUGAGCUGUCAUUUUUACAGUGUGUUUGGUGUCGCUGUGUGUGUGAAACAAGUGACAGAUGCCACCGGUAAACGUCAUCGUAAAUUGGUUGCCUGAUGUGGAACCGUAAAGUUAAUGCCAUUUUUAUUGGGAUAUUAGCUCUAUAGAUAUGGCAGCAAGUUCGUCAUCCUCGAACCCCGUUGACUGGGAGAUUUUGGUUCCUGCGGGCCCGGCGCUGGCGUUCCACACAGGAUGUGUGAUUAAUAACUGUCUGUACAUCCACGGAGGAGUGUCUCGCUGUGGAAGCACUACCCCAGCUGACAAACUGUACAGACUGAGUCUUGAAGAGCCUCUUUGGAACGAGGUGCGUGCUCCUGGGUGUCCCGCCAUAAGUCAUCACACCUGCAUAGUCCAGGAGAAUCGCUACAUGGUGCUCAUCGGUGGUUGGAAUGGGAAAAAACGAACAGGCGACAUCUUCGUAUUUGACACGGUGGAAGAGAAAUGGAUCACGCCACACUGCGAGGGAUUUCCACACGAUGCAGGCCUAAGUUCGCACACAGCCACCCCUCUCGCCAACGGAGAGAUUUUAAUCUUGGGGCGCGAAGGUAGCUUGAGAAUUCAGCGCCGGACAGGAAAUGCUUUUUUACUUACGGGGAACGUGAAGAAAGGUUUCACUUUUGCGGAAUUCAGCCGCGGCGUCACAUCCCGCUCCGGUCACACAACCAAUAUAAUUGGCUCGAAUAUGAUAGUGAUUGGCGGACGCCAGGACAAUCUUCUCGAAUUGCAGAAUGGUUUUUCCAGCAGUCAUUUAACUAGUGCCGUGUGUUUGGAGAAAAUUGUUCCGAUUUGUGCCACGCUUCAGCCCAUGUCGAAACUUCCAAGUGGAAGAAAACACCACAUAGCCAUGUCGGGACCAUGUGGAGUGUUUAUUCACGGAGGUGAAGCGUUUUAUGGGCUGACACGCGAACCGGUCGGAGAUAUGUAUUUUAUUAAGAUAAAACCAAGCGUGCAGUUUUUCAACCUCAGCACAAGUAAAGUCUGCAGGUCGGGUCAUAUUUGUUUCACGAAUGGGUCAAAGAUUUUUAUUCAUGGAGGUUUCACUGGGAAGAGUUUUGUCUGUUGCGACUUGUAUGAGUUAAAGAUAGCGGAAUCUCCGUCAGUAAAUAAGGGUCCCUCAUCUGCCUCGAAACGUACAAGAUCAUCACUUACCUGACAUUUGUUAUUGCAUGUAUGCAUCACCCAGGAAAGAAAAAAAAUAAAAGGAUUGGG